UUUUUUUUUUUUUGCCCACAUCCUAUCCCGCGUGUCGCGCAAACCUACCUCUCCUACUUUUCAUCAACAUACUCGAGUUUUUCGCCUGGCCUCUGAUAGUCCAGCGAGAACCCGCCAGCUACCGAUCAAAUUGCCUCGGGAGUGUGGCCCUGAGUGCAACUUGCCCCCCUGUCCUACAUCCCCUGUUGUAACUCGUUAUAUUCCCUCCCCCACCUCGCUCUCCUCAUACUCUACACUCCCAAGGAUGUUUAUGACGUCCCUUGCCCGGCAAGUUCGUCUUGCUAGGCUCUCGGCCUCGCUCCCAGGGUCCGCAGUGUCAGUUGCUGCUGCUGGCGCAAAGCAAAUUCAGCCAACCUUCGCUGCCUCGGCCCUCCUCCGGCCCACCAGACUCCCGUCCUCGCUCCUUUCGCGAGCAUGGCGCGCCUACUCUAGCGCCGCUGAGGCUCGAAAUGAGGAGCCCGGAUCGUCUGCACCGGGUCAGAUCACCCAGUUUGCCGACCUAUCAAAAGUGGGAGUCCAUGAGAACCUUGUCAAGGCCAUUGUGCAAGACAUGGGCUACCAAAACAUGACCGAAGUCCAAUCAGUAACUCUCGGUCCGGCUCUGGAAGGGAAGGAUAUGGUUGCCCAGGCCAAAACCGGCACAGGCAAGACGCUCGCGUUCCUGACGCCGGUGCUGUCACGGAUUCUCUCACAAGACCCUGACCUAGCUUCUCGUCAAUAUCGCACUCAGCGCGGAUCCAAUUCCCUCGGCAGCAGAAUCGACAUUCGUGCCAUUGUCAUCUCUCCCACCCGCGAACUCGCAGAACAGAUCGCCAAGGAGGCCGAGAAGCUCUGUGCCAACACGGGACUCAAGGUUGCGCUCGCCGUCGGUGGCACGAGGAAGAGGCAGUCUCUCCAAGAGAUGCACCGAUUUGGCUGCAACAUUCUCGUGGGCACUCCCGGGCGUCUGAACGAUCUGCUUAUGGAUUCGUCAUCAGGGGUGGUGGCACCCAAAAUUUCGGCUCUUAUUCUUGACGAGGCCGACAGGAUGCUCGAUGUUGGAUUUGAGAAGGAGCUCCGGUCCAUUGUCGAGACGCUUCCUGACCGGGAGAGGCAGCCCCGCCAAACUCUCCUUUUCUCCGCCACCAUUCCAGACAACGUCGUCAACCUGGCGAGGUGGUAUGUCGACCGGAAGAACUUCAAGUUCGUGCAGACCGUCAAGGAAGAUGAGGCACCCACCCACGAGAAGGUCCCUCAGUUCAUUGUUCCUGUCAAACGCUACGAGAACAUGCUCCCCGCCGUAAUCGAUCUCGUCACCAAGCAGGUCGAGGCCUGCCAGCAAGACCCUUUGAAGGACCCCUUCAAGGCCAUCAUCUUCUUCCCCUUCACCACCCUCACACACAUGUCGGCUAGGAUCAUGUCCCAGAUCGGCAGGGAUCUGCCCCAGAUACCAGAGGUCUAUUACAUCCAUUCCAAGCUGGACCAGAAUCAGCGCACGAGGGCAGCCGAAAACUUCCGAAGGGCCAAGUCAGCCAUCCUUGUGUCCUCGGAUGUGACUGCCCGAGGCAUGGACUUCCCCAACGUCACUCACGUCAUCCAGUACGGCUUGCCACCCCAGAGGGAACAGUACAUUCACCGCCUGGGCCGGACGGGCAGAGCAGACAAGGCGGGAGAGGGUUGGAUUCUUGUUCCCGAGUUUGCCAUGAACGACGCCCGGCGGAUGCUGGGCGGUUUCCCUAUCCAGCGUCGUGCGGAUAUCGAGUCUGCCCUACUUGACAAAGCCCCUGAAACUCUGGAAGACGCGAGUCCUAGCUACCGGGCCGUCGCCAAACAGCUUAGGCGCAUACCAGAAAACAUGCUGGAGGAGACCUACAUGAUCCAUUUCGGCCAAGCCGAAAAGCACCUGCUGCCCGUUCUGGUCCAGCAGCUCAACGAGUGGACCAAGAAUGCUUGGGGCUGGGAGGAACCGCCUGUGCUGUCGCCCAGCUUGGCUGACAGGAAAGGUCUUGCACGCAUCCCAGGUGUAAACAUCGGCACUAAGCGCAGAUCUCCGUCGCGCAACACCGAGGACGAGCUGGACUUUGCAGACUACCACCACUUCGGCAGUAAUUACGGUGGCGAUUCCGGCGGCUCCGGCGGCUCUGGCGGCUUUGGCAGUGGCAGCGGUGGAGGCUUUGACCGCCGGGGCGGCGGCGGCGGCUUCGACCGCAGGGGAGGCGGCGGUGGCGGCGGCUUUGACCGCAGGGCAGGCGGCGGCGGUGGCUUUGACCGCCGUGGAGGUGGCGGCGGCGGCUUCGACCGCCGUGGAGGCGGCGGCGGUGGCUUCGACCGUAGAGGAGGAGGCGGCGGCUUCGACCGCCGGGGAGGCGGAGGUGGUGGAUUUGACCGUCGGGGAGGUGGAGGCGGGUUUGACCGCAGGGGAGGCGGCGAUUCGUUGGGCUCCUUCUGAGUGCUGAACCGUGAUGCAGUGGUGAAAGCUUCUCACGCACGUCUGGCGGCCGGCACAGCACAGCUACAUGGCCAUCCACCGGGGUGCGAUGUUGUAACAUUAUAAAACAUCGGUGGCGGCGGCGCGUUGGUAAGGGGAAAAAAAGUCGACGACGGAAGACAUCGUGGCGGCCCCUUGUCCCGCCCUUUGUGUUUUUUUAUUGGGCAUCUCCACGGAUUUUCCUUUUCUGUUUAUUCCAUUUCCCAAACCACUUGGGGUCAUGACUAGGUAGGUAUGUAAGGAUUAGCUUCGCUCGGACAUGGUUCGAUGGGUUGGUUGGAUGGGAAAAGGGGCGGUGUUCAGGAUGUUCUCCAAAAUCACCACUAUAUACACCGACUUUCUCCCAGGCCUAACCUAUCAGCAAGGUGUCUCACGUACAUACUAAAUGCAGACGUAUGAGUGCUCAAAUAUGCGUCUAUAUAUUAUGUGGAACUUUUUCU
Molecule: messenger RNA, 2907 nt
Organism: Gaeumannomyces tritici R3-111a-1
Lineage: Eukaryota; Fungi; Ascomycota; Sordariomycetes; Magnaporthales; Magnaporthaceae
Exons: 3
Coding region: 245-2428 (727 amino acids)
Cellular component (GO): mitochondrion
Molecular function (GO): ATP binding; nucleic acid binding
Source: RefSeq, a predicted model, not a curated record